Eublepharis macularius is the source of this 4511-nucleotide messenger RNA. RefSeq names its product Kell metallo-endopeptidase (Kell blood group) (gene KEL). Lineage: Eukaryota; Metazoa; Chordata; Lepidosauria; Squamata; Eublepharidae. The record is from RefSeq and is a predicted model, not a curated record. Bases 182 to 2365 code for a protein of 727 amino acids. Gene Ontology annotation, biological process: protein processing. Gene Ontology annotation, molecular function: metalloendopeptidase activity. Gene Ontology annotation, cellular component: plasma membrane. The transcript is spliced from 19 exons.
AGGCGUGUGAAGUUGCAGCCAGGAUUAGCCGUGGGACUGUGCAGAAGGAAGACAGUCCACAACAGGAAAGGACAAUUUGGCCUGUAAUCUGAAAUGAGCUUCCCUGUCAGACCCUGAGGAGUAGGAGAAAGAAAGGAAGAACUCAGCAGGAAACAGAAGUUUCACGAACGACAGUGUAAACAUGAGAACUCCUUCACAGUUCCAGACCUACGAGGAGGCCUCAGGAAGGGACUUGAAGAAGAGAUGCCACAGAAGAAAAAUCUUGCUCCUUCUUGUCUUGCUGUUCAGUGCGGUCCUUGGACUUGUGCUUCUCAUUUUCUUCAUCAUUUUUACGUGUGGCAUAGAAACCUGCAACACUGCAGCGUGUUUGGCACUCCUGGCAAAGCUGCAGAAAGCUCUCAAUGGCACCGUCGACCCUUGUGAGGAUUUCUUCAGCCACACUUGCGGCAACUGGGGAAGCAACCACACUCAAGGGAAGGAUGGGCUGCUGGGGAAUGUCUUUGACGUACUCUUGAAAGAAAACCAGCUGAUCAUGAAGAGGCUCUUGGAGGAGCCACCACUUGGGGCCAGCAGUUCAGCAAAGGAGAAAGCCAUACGGUUUUACAACUCAUGCAUGGAUACAGAACGGAUUGAAGCUCGAGGCGCUCAGCCCUUGAAGGAGCUCAUAAACGAGGUCGGUGGCUGGAGCAUCACAGGCUCCUGGAGAAAGACAGAUUUCAACCGAACUCUUCAGACCCUCAUGAGAAGGUACAACACAUUCCCAUUCUUUAAAGCCUACGUGGGGCCCAGCGCCUCUGAUCCCAGCACCAGCAUUAUCCAGGUUGACCAUCCAGAAUUUGAGUUGCCACCAGAAAGUCACUUCAAGAAAACAGUGAAUUAUCUCGAGGUUGUACGCCUAUAUCUCUCAUACCUGCUGAAGCUGGCAGCCCUGACAGGAGGGCACAAAAAUGUGACUACCAGCUACAUCUCCCCGGCACUGUCUUUCAUUUCCAACCUCCAGAAGGCAGUCACCCCACUCAAGGAGAGACAAGAAAAAAGAAUGCUGUUCUACCGCACCACCAUCAGAGAGCUACAGGAGGAGGCUCCUGCUAUUGACUGGCUGGCAUGUCUCCAGGCAGCUUUCUAUCCGGUGCAGCUGAACACGUCUCAGCCAAUUGUAGUGCAUGACAUGAACUAUUUGCGAGGCAUGUCACAUCUGAUUGGAGAGUGGCAGAACAGGAGGGAUAUCCUACAGAUCUACAUGAUACUUUGCCUGGUUGGGAAUAUGUCCCCUGCCUUGGACAGACGGUUCCAAGAAACUCGUCAAGAACUGGCAGAUAAGCUAAGUGGCAGGGCUGCAGAAGCCGAGAUGGUUAGACAUGAACGUUGGGAAAAAUGCCUGAGUGAGACCGGUACCUUCUUUGGUCCUGUUCUCGGAGAGAUGAUUGUGCAAGAGAUUUUCCCCCAGAAGGCCAAGGAUCUCGCUGGGCAGAUGUUCUCUGAGAUCCAAGAUUCCAUCCUCAGCCGACUGGAUCAAGUGGAAUGGAUGGACCACCAGUCUCGGCAAGAGGCCAAGGAGAAAAUCUAUGGGCUCAGAGUGGAGAUAGGCAAUCCAGCGAGCAUCCAUGAAACAAAUGGACUGGACCAUGAGUAUAAGGAGGUGGAAAUGCUGGAAGAUAACUUUUUCCAUAAUGUGGUUGCCUGCCUGGCAUUUCUGAGGAAGAGGCUCUCGCAGGGACUUGUCAUUCCCGGUCUGAAAGAUAAUUGGGAAGUGGCACCAUCGUGGUCUGUGCAUUCGUAUUACUCACUGAGACGCCAUGCUGUUGUCUUCCCUGCCGGAAUGUUCCGCCCCCCUUUCUUCCACCCUGAAUUUCCCAGUGCUGUGAACUUUGGCGCAAUGGGGUUCUUCAUGGCGCAUGAGCUGCUACACUCCUUCUACAAUCAUGUGUGGCCUGAGAGCUGUUCAGCCUGUGACAUGCAAGCCCUGGUACAAGGUACCGACUGCCUUGUGAAACAGUAUGAGAGGUACUCCUUGAGAGGCCAGCACAUCAAUGGCUCCUUCACCCUUCUAGAGAACGCAGCUGACACUGCGGGACUUGCCAUUGCUUACCAGGCCUAUAAGAACUGGCUGGCAAAGCGCAGGUGGGUGAAGGACUUACCUUGGCCUGGUGUUUCACAUCAUCAACUCUUCUUCAUCAGCUUUGCCCAUGCAAUGUGUGGGCACCAGAGCCUCGAGGGACUGCAGAACUUCUUACACAGUGAUCUGCACAGCCCCCCACCACUCCGUGUCCUCGGCUCUUUAAGCAACAGCCCGGAUUUCUCCACGCACUUCCACUGUCCUAGUAAGUCACCCAUGAGUCCAGCUCUUAAGUGUCACAUCUGGUAAAACUGCCUGAAGAGCUCACAGGAUCAAGAUGGAGAAGGGACGGUGUGGCAUCCCACCAGCCGGGAGAUAUUAGCAGCGGACGCAUCCCAUCUCUGCCCUUGGGCGUUGCCUUUCCUUUCUCUCCUACUGGCAGCUUUCAGGCCAAGGUGGAAGAAGGUUCUCAUCUGGUCACCGGAGGGAAGAGAAUGCACAGCAGAGUCUGCACUGCAGAAAGGCUCUAUCACUUUUUAAAAAAUCUCCUAACCUGCCUUAGGCAAGACUUGCUCUUGAGAAUGAGGAACUGAAGAUGAGUGGACGAGUCUCUGGUGACUCUGUGUUUCGUGGCUCAGUCUCAUCAAAAACACAAGUGACACAUUGAUUUCGCGACUGUUCUAAGCAUCAUAUCAAAGUAUGGUUCAUGAUAACAAGUUUGGAGCCCCACUUGCGGUCCAGCUCUGGCUGAGGAGUAAACCUAUUCUUGGACUACUUCACUUCAUACUGCAAGUGAGGACUGAAUAUAAUUUAACAUUCCUUCAUAUAAAACCCUUUUCCAUAUAAGAAACUGGAUGUCAGGGAGAAGGAACCGGCCAAACUACAAAAUGCUACAGAAUACAAUUUUUGAUGAGUCAAAUCCAGGUUGCCUGGACCUGUCUCACUUUUUCCACGGACAGGGGCGGAGGCUGGGGAGGGUGGGCUUUGGGAAGGGGAGGGAUUUCACCUCCAGGGCAGGCAUUAUCUCUGUAGUCUGGAGAUUGCUCAACUUUGGGAGGUCUCCAUUCCCCUCCUGGAGGUUGGCAACCCUGUUCCACAGCCACACAGCAGCUGCCAGGAAUGUCAUUUUUAGAGCCGGUGGGAGUCCAAUUUGGCUCAGGACUGGGGGGCAUGGGGGGGGGAGGAGGAGGAUAUCCCGCCCCCCUUCCCUAGGUAGUUCAGAACCCCAACCUGACUUGUCAUUCAGCCUCCAUCCCCUGAGACAAGCGAAUUUUCUCUGUACAGGGAUUUUGGCUGAGGAGCCAAAAGUGUCAAGGAGAUCUUGAUACUUUUAAAUCUUACAAAAAAAAUCUCCCUUUUAAACUUUAAGAUUGGACACUGAGAGAUCUCUGUCUUUUGGUGCUACGCCUCUGAAGAUGCCAGCCACAGCUGCUGGCGAAACGUCAGGAACUACAAUGCCAAGACCACGGCAAUACAGCCCGGAAAACCCACAACAGCCAUUUAAGAUUUUCCUUCAAAACUGAUUUAGCCCUGCGUGCAAUUUGGUAAUUCUGCAAUUCUGCUAUUUUUUGAUGCAUGUCUAUUAGAUGUAUGACAGGUAUUUCAUAAAAUUGCUGUUGUCUUGCUCUCUCAUGCAUAUUAUGGAUAUAGGGACAGAACCACAACUAAUAUGUCUGGAAAUACAUUCUUUUCUUAAUCUUGUAAACAACAAAUGUGCUCCAGCUAAGCUCCGGGACUGUUGUUCACUCUUGAUGCAAAGCCUUGCCUUCAUAGCUAUUUAGACAACAUAUUGCACGAAAAUGCAUGCACCAUAUUGAGACAGAAGCUUCCUCACUUGUAGAUAUCAUAUCUGAUGAGCAGAUUGGUCUGAGAACAAAGCAGACUUCUUUUUGGAAGAAAGGACAAAGCAAAUCCACAGGUAGGAAGAGUGGCUCUCUGGCUUAGGGGCCAGAAGGUGUUCAGGAGAGAGAUGAGCCUAAGCUCAGAGGGCAUCUUCUGGCCUCCACUUCAGAGGCGGGCUGGCUGAAGCCUCUCAGCUGUCCCCCCUCCCCUCCAAGGGCUUGACUGCUCCUCUCUCUGACUACAGGGUACUAUUGGCCUUCCCCAGGUGGUGAUGAAGGAGCAGACAUUAGCAUCAGGCUGUGAUGGAAGUUGCACGCUUGACACUUAGGGUUGCCAGCCACACUCUUCACUCCAGUGGGAGCAAAACUGAUAGGCAAAAUGAUAGGCACACCAUGUCUCCACGUCACUUCUAGUUGCAUCCAGAAGUGAUGUCAUGAGAUUCUUGGACUCCCCCAAUUUCUGCAGUAAAAACUAUAGAUAUAUGGGGAAUUCCUAGAGUAUUGUGUCAUGUUGCACAAUGUUGCUUCCUAUCCCCCCCCCCCUUUUGUUCCUGCUGCAGUGAAAAGCAUCAGCAGGAGCAGAGGGUGGGAAAUGGCCAGGGCAGGCAAUCCGG